This is a messenger RNA of Camellia sinensis, 540 nucleotides long. The record is from RefSeq and is a predicted model, not a curated record. NCBI's taxonomy places the organism in Eukaryota, Viridiplantae, Streptophyta, Magnoliopsida, Ericales, Theaceae.
AUGAAGACUGAAUGGGGUUUUGAUGAAUUGGUUCCUUUAGACAGUUUCACUGAUGCUUCCAAAGGAUAUCUGCUUGAUGACUGCUGUGUGUUUGGAGCAGAGGUUUUUGUUAUAAAAUAUUAUGGCAAAGGCGAAUCUGUGUCAAUGAUGAAGGAUCCUCUGAACAAGGGUUACACUUGGCAAAUUAGUAAAUUUUCAGCAAUGGAUAAGGAAUUUCUUCUCACUUGGAAAAUUACUAAUUUUUCAGCAAUUGAAAAUGAAAGUUUGCUCUCUGAAGAGGUGGUUUUUGGAGAGCACAAGCGGCAAUUAAAGCUUUAUCCCAAAGGAUUGGGAACUGCAAAAGGUAAAAGCCUCUCAGUUUUUCUGCAGCUUGCUGAUUGGGAAACAAUUCCUUCUGAACAGAAAGUCUAUGCUGAAUAUAAGUUUGUUAUAAGGGACCAGGUCCAAGUAAUCAUUUCUACAAGGAAGAGGAAGGUGAAAUCCAUUUUCAUUAGAAUUGCUCAACAAACACAGAGUGUAUACGAACAGAUAUCGAUAUGA